GUCAUUGGACACGCAAAAAAGUUGUGCAUUUUAUGAAUGAUUGUGAGAGCCUGACUUCAAAGAAUGGAGGAAGCUCCGGAUGCAUUUUCUUUGAAUUGAAAAGACCCAAAAAAAAAAAAAAGAAAAAAAAUUGUGUGUACAAAGUAUUCUUAGUUAUUUAUGUAAUGUUAAUGUAAGUAAGAUGAAGGGCAAGUGGCAUGGAGAAGUUCAAAUGUGGGUUGAGAAGGCAGAACCGUUUCGUUUGGUUUGGUUUGGUAAGGUAAGGCGGCCUAAUCGGAGAAAUUGGUUAAUUCGUAAACCUAUGGACUGAAUGAAUAUAAAUACAAACCAACCAAAAAUACUACUCUUAAUAGUUUUAACCAAAAUAAAAAUAAAUUAAAUAUUAUAUUAGUAGCCAUUUAAAGGGAAAAAGUAGUACUAAAUCAGGAUAUUAUUCUGUAUUUAUUACAUUAUUAUCAUUAGCAGUUGGUUAUCAUGUAUACUCCGAGUCUGAGCAAGAAAAAUUAAAAUAAAAUUAAGGGCGGUAUAAAAUUAAGGGAGGUUUUCUUUUAUUUUUAAAAAAAAGGUGGCCGUUUUACCCGUACGGUGUCGAGCCUUAGUGAAAAUUGGAGUUAGGACAGAGAGAAAGGAAGGUUGGAAGCAUGGCAGGAAAAUCACCGGUGAAAGCAGCGGCCUCCUCGGACACCACCUCCACCCCAAUCCCAAACCCAAACCAGUUCAAACCUCCCCAAAUCUCGACCAAACUCACCACCCCAGCUGCAGUCAAGUCUGAAAUCCCUUCCACUCCCACUCGCAGCAGCCGUCCAUCUUCCAUCGAUGCUGACGUCAUUCACGUCCCCAGCUACUCCCGGUGGUUCUCAUGGGGGAAGAUAGAUUCGUGCGAGCUCCGUUUCCUUCCAGAGUUCUUCGAUGGUCGCUACCCUUCCAAAAGCCCUAUUCUUUACAUGUAUUACCGCAACUCCAUUAUCAAGCAAUUCAGGGAAAAUCCUUCCCGGAAGAUUUUCUUCACUGACGCCCGGAGGACUCUACUGGGCGACGUUGGUUCUGUUCGAAGGGUUUUCGAUUUCCUUGAGCUCUGGGGUCUCAUCAAUUACUCCGCCUCCUCCACUCACCUCAAAGAUGCUGCCCUCACCUCCAAACACUCGUCUACUUGUGGGCGUUUCUGUGGCGCUUGCAGGUCUCUUUGUACCUUCGCUUGCUUCGUUCACGACAAGGGCAACUUUAGGGUUGGUCUUAGCAAUGCUGAUUUCAGUAGGGUAGAGAUCACUAAUGAAGCCAAGGCAGAUUGGUUAGAAAAAGAGACUUCGCUCCUUCUGGAAGCCAUUAUCCAUUAUGGUGAUGACUGGAAAAAGGUUGCACAGCAUGUUGGUGGUAGAACUGACAAGGAUUGCAUCCCUCAUUUCAUUAAGCUUCCUUUUGGAGAGGAAUAUCUUGGUCAUCCAUGCUCUGACAAGGCCGAACCUGGAUUUGAAACCAACAAAAGGAUGCGCCUCACACCUCUUGCUGAUGCAAGCAACCCAAUAAUGGCUCAGGCUGCUUUUCUAUCAGCAUUGGCUGGUGUGAAGGUUGCAGAAGCUGCCACCCUGGCAGCUCUUACCACUUUAUCUGAGGUGGAUGACACCAGAGCUAGCAAAGUGGGUCGUGGAUCUCUUCUAAGAAACACAAGACAAGAAGCAGAUAUUUCAUCUGAUGGUGACACCAACCUAAAUGCAUUGGAAAGAGCAUAUGCAGAUCUGGAUUCACUGCUUGAGAAGGAAGAACAAGACAUUGAAAGGGCAAUCAAUGGAAUUACAGAAGUGCAGAUGAAAGAGAUCCAAGAUAGGAUUCUUCACUUUGAGGAGUUGUAUUUGCAGAUGGAGAAAGAGAGGCAAAAAUUUGAGGGCAUGAAGAAUCUACUUUUUAUUUACCAGCUCAAUCUUUCAUUUGGUAAAAGUUAUGCAAUGAAAACUGAAGAACGAGUGAUGGAGAAAGUAAAAACUGAUUUCAUAAUCAUUGUUUGUAUCCUCUUCUAUUUGCCCCUGCAGGCUAUGGCCAAUAGAGAAUUUCUUGAAUUCAAGGAAAUUGCCUGCCAAUGUUUCUGAAAUACGUAGGCAAAUGUUAGU
Durio zibethinus is the source of this 2102-nucleotide messenger RNA. NCBI's taxonomy places the organism in Eukaryota, Viridiplantae, Streptophyta, Magnoliopsida, Malvales, Malvaceae. The record is from RefSeq and is a predicted model, not a curated record.